GUGGCAGUAGCUCACCACAAUCUCUUUACCCAGAGAGAGAAAAACACGGAGAAGAAGAACGUGCAACGUUAGUUGGCAUAAACCAAACAGCUAGCGUUAUCUUGUAUAGAUUUAGCAACCCACCAAGACAAAUUCAUCAAAGAACAUUUCAUACCUGCGAACACACCAAACCCCACUUUAGGUUUCAUAUUCUGAAGGUCACAUUUCAUCUGGUACAGUAACACUGUAACACUACUGGCAGUCCUGUGACCCAAGAAAAUAAUGUGCUGCAGCUGAAGAUGGGUGGUAGCGGCUCCAAAUCCAAAGGAUUUUGGCCUUUUUCUGGCUCAGGUAGUACGGACGAUCCAACCAAAGAUGGAAACGAGCAGUCAAUGGCAAGAGUUCGAAGUUUCCCAAGUGCAACACCUUUUGUGUUAACUAGACGAAGCUCUAUGUACUUUGAUGAAGAUGGCGACCUGGCCCAUGAGUUCUAUGAAGAGGCAAUUGUGACAAAAAAUGGACGUAAAAAAGCCAAGCUGAAGAGGAUUCAAAAAAACCUAACACCUCAGGGAAUUAUAAAGCUGGACAUCCCUUGCAUCCAUGUAGAUUUCCCAGUUGUCCUCUGUGAAGCCUGAUGAUGUCUGAGCAGUGUCUCAGACUAGCCACUGUGUCAACUCCGUCCUGUGGUUUCCCCUACAGCUGGAAGCCUGAACCACCUUUUAAAAUAACAUGAUCUCUUGAUAUAUGUGAUGCCCUUAUGUGGACAGGCUGAUGCAAUGUGUGCUGAGCCUCUGCAUGUGAUCUGUUUUGGCUUGUGUGCGGUUAGACACAGAAUAGGUCACCAAUGGAGAUCUAGAAGGGUGCCUAUUUGGCAAAACCUGCUCAGUUUACAGAUCAUGGUUUGUGUGCAUGUAAGUGUGAAUGUGUGUGCAGACAGAGUCCUGACUUUACUGCAGCAGAUUGUUUUCUGGUAUGAUUCAUAGAACUUUAGGAGUUAGAGGAGAAUGUAACCAGUUCUUCCCUCUGUCACGAUCAUAUCUAGAGUGGGAACGUUUUGAGUGCACACUUGUUUUUUGACACCAACAUGACUUGCUUUAUUAUGCAAAGAACAGGAUUUGCUUAUCGAUAAUAGCCUAGGGAGUUGACAAUCAGUGGCCCACAAAAUCUGAAGUGGAUUAAUGUCAUAUUAUAAUGUUGGAUUGACUGGCUUCAAUGACCUCAGAGCCAAACCUGUACACAGCAGCAGUGAGUCUAGUAAGAGAUCCUGUUGUUUCGUUUGCUGCUUUGGCAUACUAUGUUUCACUUUUAAUUUAUUAUAACUGUUUUUUUUAAUUACAAUAUCAAAUACUCAA
Perca flavescens (yellow perch) is the source of this 1331-nucleotide messenger RNA. RefSeq names its product tumor suppressor 2, mitochondrial calcium regulator b (gene tusc2b). Gene Ontology annotation, biological process: regulation of mitochondrial membrane potential; inflammatory response. The transcript is spliced from 4 exons. The record is from RefSeq and is a predicted model, not a curated record. NCBI's taxonomy places the organism in Eukaryota, Metazoa, Chordata, Actinopteri, Perciformes, Percidae. Bases 279 to 614 code for a protein of 111 amino acids. Gene Ontology annotation, cellular component: mitochondrion.